Messenger RNA from Saccostrea echinata, 573 nucleotides. RefSeq lists its product as uncharacterized. The transcript has 2 exons. The record is from RefSeq and is a predicted model, not a curated record. NCBI's taxonomy places the organism in Eukaryota, Metazoa, Mollusca, Bivalvia, Ostreida, Ostreidae. Bases 1 to 573 code for a protein of 190 amino acids.
AUGUAUUUUUUAGCAUCAUCGCAGAACCUACAGAUUCAGGUUGUACCACAGACAGUAGACAUUGAAGAGGUUGACCUGACUAUAGUCUGCUCCUUAAACAAUCCAUCAAAGGUCAAGACAUUGUAUUUUAUACAACUGCAGAGGAACUUCCAUCUUUUUCGAAAAUGUGGUUUAUAUUACUCUGAAUUCAAACAAUUUUCAAGAAGAGAUAACGUAUCGAGACUUAACUUUACAACAGCAACAGAAUCUCUUAAACCACCUUCUGCAGCGGAACUCAGAUUACCUUUUACAAAAGAAAACGUGAGAUGUCCAGAUGAUUUUAAAGAAUACAGGUGUAAAAUGAGUGGCUUAGAUAGUACUUCAGAUAUGAUCCCUGAACAAGAAUCAGAUCCAGUAAAGAUUGAUUAUAGAGUUCAGCCAAAUAUAAUCGAGAUACCCAGGGUGAGGAUACUUGGAGAACAAUUUGACACAAAUGAAAGACAGUUUGAAGUGGGAACAGCUUUACAACUAACUUGUACAGGAAAGAUAGGCCGUGAUCCUAGUGCAGUAUGUGUUAAACAUUUUAAACGCUAA